Selaginella moellendorffii is the source of this 1175-nucleotide messenger RNA. Its product is annotated as ELL-associated factor 2. Gene Ontology annotation, cellular component: super elongation complex. Gene Ontology annotation, biological process: regulation of transcription elongation by RNA polymerase II; positive regulation of DNA-templated transcription. Bases 29 to 1006 code for a protein of 325 amino acids. Gene Ontology annotation, molecular function: transcription elongation factor activity. The transcript has 3 exons. NCBI's taxonomy places the organism in Eukaryota, Viridiplantae, Streptophyta, Lycopodiopsida, Selaginellales, Selaginellaceae. The record is from RefSeq and is a predicted model, not a curated record.
CCACGAAAUUAGGGUUCUUGAGCGAGCUAUGGCUGCGCGCCCCAAGGAGCCCUCCACGGCGCCCCAGGCCGAGCACUGGUAUCCUCUACAGCUUGGAUCCAGCCUCAAGGAUCCGUCCAAGCGCUUCUACUUCCUGCGCUAUGAAUUCAAGCCUGCUUCGAUCGAUACGAGCCGGCCAGGGUCGCUCCACAAAGACAAGGGCGCCGAGGUGACUGUGGAGCUCUCAAACAAUCAGCCAGGGAAGCCCAAGGUCGCGUUUCAAGGUAUUAGCGAGGACUGCAAAGACUCCGAUGCUAUCUUGUUCUUUGAUGGAAGGACUUUCAGAUUAGAAAGGCUCCACAGGGCAGUGAAGAGCCUCAGGCAUCUCCGGUUGCCUGGCGAGUCUGCGGCCUCCUCCUCCUCGGCUCUCGCAGCUCCGGACAAUCGAUCGCCUUUGCAUCUGAAUGGAACGAGCAGUGCUAGCGCCGGAGACGAUGCCAACGUCUAUAGAGGCCCUCGGGAACACAUCGAAGAGAUUGUCAUUGGUGGCCAGCCCGAGGCCGCAGCGAGCAACAAGAAAAACGAGAAGAAAGCUGCUGGGAGCAAAGGAAAAUCGAAAGCCGCAGCGCCAUCUCCUCCGCCGAAGCGAUCACACGCGGAUGAGUUCUCGCCGGUGGACAUGGAAGACGAUGCUGCUGCGGACGCGAAGAAGCUCAAGCCGAGCGGUGGUGUUCUAGCCAACAACGUCGAGCACAUCGACGUGAGCAACAACAUGGAGGAGGGCAUGGCGGAGCACGAGAGUGACUACGAGCUCGAGGACGUGGAUGUGAGCGAGGACGAGGACGGGCAGCUCAACUCCAAGCCGCCGCCGCUCUCGAUCGAGAGCCAUCCUGCUGUGCCGGAUCAUCCAGAGUCCAAGGCAAGCUCCAGCGAGAGUGGAAGCAGCAGCAGCUCCGAGGGUGGAAGCGGAAGCAGCAGUGGCAGCGAUGGCAGUGACGAUGAAUCGGCGAGCUUGCUAGAGAUUUGAUCAUCAUCCGGGCUCCAAAGAAGAACUCUCUCAAGGGAGAACUAAGAAGAAGUGGCACGAACAAAGGUAUCUAUAGAAACGCACUAUGACCAUGAGCGUUAUCUCCAAAUUUCUAUCUUCCAUCUCUGAGACCUACACUUGAAUAAAAGGUGAAAUAUGUUGCCAUGCG